CUGCUAGAUAGUUGUUUACAAAUAAAAAUGAAUUAUACUUCCUCUACAAAGAUGAAAGAUGCAACGACUUCAACACCACAUCGAAUCAAAACCUCAGAGACACAGACUGAAGCACAGGACAGUGCAGCAAAACAGGUCUUGGACAGCCAUGACAAACGACAAAAGCCACUGUCCAAGCCUGGACUAUCUCUGGAGAAAAAAAAUGAACUUGAGAAACAGAGAAGGCAUGUCCUGAUCAAUGAGCACAACAGACUAACGUUUGCUGUGAAGGAAAAAGAAGCUAAGCUGAAAGAACUGCAGGAGUUUUUGGAAGCAAAGAACCUUGCACCUACAACUUACAAUAGUGAAGACACAUUAAAGCAGCGUAUAAGAGAACUGGAGAACAACCUUGACAAGAUGAAGAUAAAGAUCAUAGAGGCGAGGAAAAUCCAGACUGUCUAUCAGCACAUUCGUGAGCACCUACAGGAGGAGGUCUGUCGUAUGUCCAAGGACCUAGACCAGACGGAGCUUGCAGUUGCCCUUGGAGAGGCAGAGGUGGACAAAGCAAGCAAGCAGGUUGAGUCAGCAGCUGCUGCUGCACACAGCAUAAUGGAUCUAGUUAACAAGGUAGUGUCACAACGAGCCACCAAGGAGCAGCUCCUCAUUGAGGUAACGCAGUAUAAAGAACUAAUCAGGCAAGAAGCCGAAACCCUGGCUGAUCUGGAGGUCCAAUACACCGAACUGAAGUUCAGUGAGAAACCUGCAACUACAUGGUUUGACAAGCUGAAAGAACAAUUGCAGGCAUGGCUGAAUCAGGAAGUGGACCGUGUUCAACGACUGCAGGCCGAGCUAAAGCAGUCUCAGGAUCUGUUGGACAGUGUUGAGUUCGGGGUCAACAACUUCUACUUCAGGAUGAGCUGUGUAGCCUUGGAGGAGCUGCCCAGUGCAUUCAGUACUGACAGCUUAGACAAACUAAGGGAUAUCAGCGCCCGUCUACCAACAUUACAACAAAGAGCAUUAGAGAAGGAACCUGAGAUUAGCGGCCUGGACCAAGAUAAGGUUUAUGAUUUGUUAGAAGAGCUUAACAUGAUGGAGUUGAAGAACAACAAGAGACCAACCACCCCUAUAGGCACUCCCCAGCUUAGUGAUGAUGAAGAAGAGUGCUCUCCAUCCCGCGAGGAGAUCAAACGACGCAGCAUUAGACUGAUUGAAUCCAGGCAGAACAGGAGGUCCGCGAGGAAAGCCUGCAAGAAGUAGUAGAGGGACAGACCACACAGUGGGUAGAAUCAGGCUUGUGA
Molecule: messenger RNA, 1277 nt
Organism: Morone saxatilis (striped sea-bass)
Lineage: Eukaryota; Metazoa; Chordata; Actinopteri; Moronidae
Product: coiled-coil domain-containing protein 183-like
Exons: 10
Coding region: 28-1236 (402 amino acids)
Source: RefSeq, a predicted model, not a curated record